GUCUUUCCUCUGUGGAGUAAUUGGCGGGUUAUUUGAGGCCGGUUGCAAUGAAAUGUUCGUACUAGGGUACAGCUUGGGGCAGCUUCCGGUACUUGAGCAUCAGCCGGGAUUUCCACUAUUUUCCACAAUUUUGCCCUAUUUCCCAUCUUCACCCGAUGUACCUGCAACAGUCAAUUUUUGUACCGGAGUACACUUUCUCCGUUCUCUCCGACCUCGUUGGUGCCCGUGCCUGUUUCGGGGCGCAACGAUCGACUCACCACCGAACCUCACCCGGGCCACUACGACGCACUACGGUAUAAGAUAUGGCGUGGUCCCCACUGAGACCAGCUCUGAGGCUGUGAUCAUCAAAGGUUUUUUAAAGAGGGGCAUUUGUGGUCCUGCUAUUCCUUCUAUCGCUGCUGAUAAUCCUACGAGUAACAAGUGCUCCGUCCCUUGAAUUCGGCUUUCUCUCCCCUUGGCCCCUCCUAGCAAGAGAAACGACAGGCGAUAUUCAUACACUACUCUACACAUCCUUACUUAUACCUCCACCGACGCCGGAUUGAAAAUUGGAUAGCCCAUUCCCCAGCACAUGGCGAGUCAGUGACGUGUUUGUGGAGACGCAAACUAGAACCGGUUUCUAUUUCGAAUUAGAAUUGGCUCUACCAGCCUCGGCCUAAACUUCCCGAUAAUUGAAACGGGAAUUAACGACCCUUUCAACUUCCAUCCCAUCUAAUAUAUCGCCAUAAUUAUGGCCUUCAGGUCGAGAAUCACGAGGGCUGCGGCCUACGGAUCUGGAGCUGCUGUCCUCGGUGGCGGUGUCCUAUACUACACCUAUCGCCCACGAAACAUCCCGGGUCUCGAACCGGCGGCAGUGCCACCGCCUGGAGAGCUCCCGCCGAGGUUCCCCAAGGUCAAGUCGAGAGACGAGCAGAUCGCUGAUCUGAAGAGGAGCGGAGGAAUAUUCACACCUACAUCAACUGCAGUCAAGAAUGCAUUAUUAAACCCGACUGUGGUGGACGAGGUUGCCAUCACUACACCCCAAGAUGACGAUAUCUACGAUCUCCUCGUCAUUGGUGGCGGUGCGACCGGUGCCGGUGUUGCGUUGGACGCGGCAACUCGUGGAUUGAAGGUCGCGAUUGUCGAGAGGGACGACUUCAGCUCUGGUACCAGCAGCAAGAGCACGAAGCUCGUGCACGGUGGUGUGCGAUACCUGGAGAAGGCGUUCUGGGAGAUGGAUUAUAACCAGUACAAGUUGGUGAAGGAGGCUCUGCGCGAGCGCAAAUACUUCUUGGAUACCGCUCCCCAUCUGUCGUCGUGGCUCCCAAUCAUGUUGCCGCUGGACAAGUGGUGGAAGGCACCAUACUACUGGGCUGGAACCAAGGCCUACGAUCUUUUGGCUGGGUCCGAGGGAAUUGAGAGCUCGUACUUCUUGACGAGGAGUAAGGCUCUUGAUGCCUUCCCCAUGCUGAAGAGGACGGAUCUCAUUGGUGCGCUGGUCUACUACGAUGGUGCGCAUAACGAUUCGAGGAUGAACGUCUCAUUGGCUAUGACCGCAGCACUGUACGGCGCGACUGUUGUAAACCAUCUUGAAGUGACAGGACUGAACAAGGAUGCCAAUGGCCAGCUUUGCGGUGCACGCGUCAAGGACGUUGUCCGCGAGAAGGAUGGCAAGAAGGCUGAGGAGUUCACUAUUAGAGCGAGAGGUAUUAUCAACGCAACCGGCCCAUUCUGCGACUCCAUCCGUAAGAUGGACGAGCCCAGCAUCAAGGAAAUCGUCGCCCCCAGCUCUGGUGUACACAUCGUGCUCCCCGGAUACUACAGCCCGUCGAACAUGGGCUUGAUCGACCCUAAGACUUCUGAUGGCAGAGUUAUCUUCUUCUUGCCUUGGCAGGGAAACACCAUUGCCGGAACCACCGAUGCCCCUACUACUAUCCAGCAGAACCCCAUUGCUGGUGAGGAUGAGAUCGACUGGAUUCUGUCCGAGAUCCGUCACUACCUUGCCCCAGACAUCAACGUUAGACGCGGUGAUGUCCUCGCUGCUUGGUCCGGUAUCCGCCCUCUCGUCAAGGACCCCAAGGCCAAGAACACCGAAUCCCUCGUCCGUAACCAUCUCAUCGAUAUCUCCGCAUCUGGCCUCUUGACCUGCGCUGGAGGAAAGUGGACUACCUACCGUCAAAUGGCCGAGGAGUGCGUUGACGAAGCCAUCACCACUUACAAGCUGAAGCCAACCCGCGUUCUCAACGCCCCAUGCGUCAGCGGAAGCACCCAGAUCGACGAUGGCGCAACGCUUGAUGGAUCCUGCCAGACUCAUCAAGUUAGACUCAUUGGCGCCCACGGCUUCUCCAAGACCCUGUUUAUCAACCUGAUUCAGCACUACGGCAUCGACACCGACGUUGCGAAGCACCUGACUGGUUCGUACGGUGACAGAGCCUGGACCGUUGCUGGCCUUUCCGAGCCCACUGAGAAGAGGUUCCCGGUCCGUGGCAAGAGAUUGUCCCCGCUAUACCCCUUCAUCGAUGGCGAGAUUCGCUAUGCCGUUAGGCACGAGUAUGCCCAGACAGCCGUCGACGUUAUCGCUCGCCGCACUCGUCUGGCGUUCCUCAACGCCCAGGCCGCCCUCGAAGCGCUCCCGGAAGUUAUUGAUGUUAUGGCCUCUGAGCUCAACUGGGACAAGAAGAGACAGGAGCUGGAGUGGACUGACAGCUUGAAAUUCCUGGAGAGCAUGGGACUCCCUAAAUCGAAGCUUUCGGCUACACGUAAGGCUGUUGAGAGCGGAAAGCUGGCGUUCAAGGACUCCGACGAGUAUAAGAUGUACUCGAGGCACAACGUGGCGCCAAGUGAGCCGUUGACAACCGACGAUGGAAAGACCAAAUCUGAGUGAUAGAUCCAACGGUUAGAGCGGAAGGGUAUGUCGAAUGCCAAAGAUAGAUCUUUCGGGUGUAUAUACUGUGUUUUUAGAGGUUAGAUGUAUUCACUUAAUACUCCAUGGCAAUGGAUUAAUAAUACCUCGGAUAUGUCAUGUGGCGUGUUUAUAUGAAGAUAGACCUUGAAUAAGAAUAUAAAUCACGUGAC
This is a messenger RNA of Pseudogymnoascus verrucosus, 3051 nucleotides long. It is a transcript of the gene GUT2, whose product is annotated as mitochondrial glycerol-3-phosphate dehydrogenase. Gene Ontology annotation, cellular component: mitochondrion; glycerol-3-phosphate dehydrogenase (FAD) complex. The transcript is spliced from 3 exons. Gene Ontology annotation, biological process: glycerol-3-phosphate metabolic process. Gene Ontology annotation, molecular function: glycerol-3-phosphate dehydrogenase (quinone) activity. Lineage: Eukaryota; Fungi; Ascomycota; Leotiomycetes; Thelebolales; Thelebolaceae. The coding region runs from base 728 to 2860 and encodes 710 amino acids. The record is from RefSeq and is a predicted model, not a curated record.